UCUGGAUCGCCCUGUCAUACUCUCUCAUUCUCUUUCUCACACACACAAAAGUGCGUGCGUUUCACUCCAGUUUCCUCUUUGUAUCUCUUUCUGAGGCCGUCUCUCUCUCUCUCUCUCUCUCUCUCUCUCUCUCUCUCUCUCUCUCUCUCAUUCGAUGCUGUGGGGAGAAGAAAUUAGUGGGAGGUUAUGAUUUGUUGUUGCCUCUAUCUCCCAUUGACACUGGCCAGGUUGCCGCUCUUGAGCGCGUUCUUGCCAUCCGUUCUCGCCGGUCUGAUUGCCCUCCUCCGCUCGAUCGCUCUCCUUCUCCGGUCUGAUUGCUCUCCUACGUCUCCUUCUCCGGUCUGAUUGCUCUCCUACGUCUCCUUCUCCGGUCUGAUUGCUCGCCUACGUCUCCUUCUCCGGUCUGAUUGCUCGCCUACGUCUCCUUCUCCGGUCUGAUUGCUCUUCUACGUCUCCUUAUCCGGUCUGAUUGCUCUCGUACGUCUCCUUCUCCGGUCUGAUUGCUCUCCUACGUCUCCUUCUUCGGUCUGAUUGCUCUCCUACUACGUCUCCUUCUCCGGUCUGAUUGCCAUUCGUCGUAGUAGCUAGGAUGGAGGAGCUCUUUAAGUUGAUGCGAAAGGUGUCUAUGUCGGCGAAGGGCCGCCGUUCUCUGCGUGGACUCGGAGAUGGUGGAGCGAGUCUCUCUUCACUGCAAUCCUUGAAGUUGCCGAAGGUUCUUUUGGUGAUAACGAUCUGGCUGGCUCUGCUGUCAAAGGCGGAGUUCAGUGCCCGUGCCAGUCUGGUCAGCAGUCUUUGCAACCUCUUCGCUGGAAAUCCUGGUUUGUGGCAGGAUGGCCGAGCGACCUAUUAUGGUAGUGAGGCUUUCGGAGGUGAUAAUGAGCAUAACGGGGCUUGUGGCUAUGGUACCCUUUCGGCGGCGUUUGUUGGGCACAACUACGCAGCGGCAUCUCCUGUCAUCUUUGAGUCUGGACGCGCUUGUGGCGGCUGUUUCGAAGUGCAGUGUCGUGGGAAUGGUUAUCCUUGCAGAGCAGGGACCGCUCGCGUCACUGUCACCGAUCUCUGUCCUCCUAUUCCUCCCAAUCUUCGACACUGCGCCGGUGGCAAAGCCCAUCUAGACUUAGGCGUUAGAGUGUUUCCAAUCAUUGCGGACCCAAGAGCUGGGGUCGUUGAUAUUAGGUUUAGAACAGUGCCUUGCGGUCGAUUCAAUGCUAUCACCUUUUUUAUCAGAGGUAAUGUGUACGGCUGGUUGUCUCUAGUAGUAAUGGGAGUCCCGGCUUCAGGUCGCGUUGUCGGGAUGGAAGUCAAGGCGUCGGGAUCCACCAACUGGGAGGCCCUUCGUCAUGAUUAUGGGGCAGCUUAUAUGAGGACAGGUAGACCUCUCAGGACUCCUAUAUCCGUCCGACUUUCCAUAUUUGGGAAACUUUGCCGCAUGACGGCAAUGAACUGCAUCCCUACUGGUUUCAAGGAUAGGCAAAAGGUGUCAUGCUCUUACCGAUCUGGGUGACUUCACUUGCUAUUAGACGUUCGAUUUUUUUUUUUUGGUUCUUUUUUCGUAUUGCUUCUUUUUUUUUUGGUGGGAAAUCGUCCUGCUCAUUCCUCCUAGCCUGCCUCUUUUCUGUUUGGCGCACGCUAAUCGCUUCUCCCGUUUUCGUUCCUUUUUCUUUUGUGGAUGACACCAUUUGGUCUCCACUGUUCUGUCGCUCUGCACUUUUCUUUCUCUUGUCAGUCUUUUUUUUCUACCUUUUUCGAUCUUGCACUUCUGUUACUUUCCUGCCCUGUACGGCUUUCUGUUGCUUUGCAGACCUUUUUCGAUCCCCCUUUUUCGAUCCUCCACUUCCCCUGUACUUCUCUGUUGCUUUUCAGCUCUGUUGAGGGUAUACUCACACUAGCACUUCGCUAAGUGUAUCUGGCUGCAAUUACGGCCUCGCCUGGAUGAAUCUGACCACAAUGAAGUCCAAGUGUGUGAGUAUCAUGCCCUGAAACUGUUCCUUUGUGCGAGGCUGUUCGUCGCUUCCGCUCAUCUGAUGUCGUCGGCCAUUGUAACGUAUCUGACCACAAUCUCGUCGGCCGUUGUAACGUAUCGAGCGCGGCACCAUGUUGUGUUCCGUGAAUCCGUGGUCUUUUUUUUUUUUUUUUUUAUCCCUGGUAGACUUAUUUAUUGUACUUUACGUAGAGGACUACCACUUGUAUCGGUAAAACAUGCAAUGUACUUGUACUGCUAUAUCAAUUAUCAGGAGAAACGUGGGCAGUUAGGUUUUUUUUUUUUUUUUUUUUUUUUUUGUGGUGGGGGGUAAACGUAGAGUGUUAGAGAUACACGUGGAGGCGUUUAGAUGCAGAGGAGAGGUGUUUAUUCACCGGGAACAAUGUCCCGCCAUCUCGAAUUCUCGAUUCCGAGGGUGGAUUGGUUAUGAUGAAGAUCAACGGCCGGAAAUGAAGAAUCCAGCCAAGUUAGAUGUAAUAACUGGAGGCGUGGAAGGUCGUGAUUACUUUUUUCGAAAUUUUCUUAUUGAAGGGGGUCCUCCGUUGUUUCUUUCUCUUUCUUUUUCUUUUUUUUUUUUUUUUUUUUUUGAACCUCUUCUUUCUGAAAUAGCUGAUGGAGAUUCUUGAUUGAAUACGUCGGGCGACAAGGGCCUUGUUUUUGCUGUCGGAGCGAUCGACCAUGAUUGAGGGCGUAAUCACACGAGCUCUAUCCUUAAUGUAUCUGAGCUCACGGUCGGACCUGGAUGUAUCUGAUCGCGAACACGUCCAUCUAUAUACGUCAAAAAGAAUGCCCCCUGGAAUUGAAGUGGGAUCGAUAGCUUUCUUGCUUCGGUUUGAUCUGCUCCUGCUCUCAUCGCCAGAUUCGCCACAGCUGAUGAUCUAUUAAGCUAUCUUCGUCCUUUUUCUCAAGUCCGGGUUGACAUGCUCUACUGUACGCCAGUGUGGUGAUGAAUGUGGUUCUGAUAAGCGAUGAUGAGGUGGCGUAAGCGAGUGAAGGCUUCGUUCUAGAAGCUAGUUUCAGGUCUCGACGUGUUGUCUUAGGCUACUGCCCUGAAUGAAGGUGAUGAUGACAAGCGAUGGCGUGGUGUAAGCGAUCUAUGCCCUGAAUGUAGGUGAUGAUGACAAGCGAUGGCGUGGUGUAAGCGAUCUAGAGGCUUCGUUUUAGAGGCUAAUUAGUGCUCUGGUGACAGUGAUGGAUUGAGAAUGAGUACAUCUUUCCAACAUUGGCCGUCUCAAGUGUAUUCUGUUUCUCGUUUGCAACUUUCACGA
This is a messenger RNA of Chara braunii, 3249 nucleotides long. Lineage: Eukaryota; Viridiplantae; Streptophyta; Charophyceae; Charales; Characeae. The record is from the annotation of a GenBank genome assembly.